UCAACCAGACAAAUUUGUAAACGAAGAAGAUAAAAUUUGGAUUUGGAUUUGGAUUUGGAUUCUGUUUCGAUCGACUGAUUGCUUGAUUGAUUGAUUUUGAGGUGAAGUGUAACAACAGCUAGAAGAUGGCAGCGGUUGCGAUGAUCGGAAGAUGUUCGUCUUCAUGGAUCCAAUUGAAUGAUGCGAAGAACAGGACGACAACAACAACAACGAGAAAUGGAAGAGGAAGAGGAAGAGGAAGAAUUUGUUCUGUAUAUUCAUCCACCGUAGCUGAUCCUUACAAGACAUUAAGGAUUCAGCCAGGGGCUUCUGAACCGGAAGUGAAAAAGGCUUUCAGGAAAUUAGCACUUCAGUAUCAUCCAGAUGUAUGUAGAGGAGGGAAUUGUAGUGUUCAAUUUCAUCGAAUCAAUGAAGCUUAUGAUGUGGUGAUGAAUAGUUUGAGAGGUGAAACCCUAGAUGAAGAACCGUUUGAAUGUGUGGCGCAGGAAGAAGAUAUGUGGGAAGAAUGGAUGGGAUGGGAAGGAGCGGGUAUUCGUGAUUAUUCUUCUCAUAUAAAUCCUUAUAUAUGAUGAUUGAUGAUCUUCUUCUUCUUCUUUUGUCUGUCUCAUCUCAACAAAAACAUCAACCAUGGAGAAAAUAAAUAAAUGGUUUGAUGUUUUUUUGUAUUGGUGAUGGUGUAAAUACACGACUUUUCUUUCUUUCUUUUAAUUUGUAUAUACAAAUCUUAAUUGGAUCAUUAAUAAAUGAGUUUUUAUUCAAUUUUA
Molecule: messenger RNA, 764 nt
Organism: Impatiens glandulifera
Lineage: Eukaryota; Viridiplantae; Streptophyta; Magnoliopsida; Ericales; Balsaminaceae
Product: chaperone protein dnaJ 8, chloroplastic-like
Exons: 2
Coding region: 126-569 (147 amino acids)
Source: RefSeq, a predicted model, not a curated record